AGCUGCAGUGCAGUAGUGAGCUUGCAGCGGUAGACUGCGGUGCUGGCCCAUUCAUUGUGAUGUCGAGAGGUCGAUACAUCGUCAGUGUCGCCGCGCCUUCUGUGCUGCGCGGUUGUACUCCGUGCCCGUGAGCCUUGCGUCGCGCUGCCGCUCACUUCGCAUCACCAGUGCGCAACCGACUCAUAACCAUAGUGAAGCUUUUAUUUAUAAACAAAUUCCAAAUACAGUGCAAAUAUUGAAUAUUGUCAUAAGUUUCAUUUAUUAAAAACGGUUUUCUCAAUAUAUUCCCGAGGAUGUAUGUAUAUUAGUGAAAUUGACAAACAACAAUUUAUUCAAUAUUUUUAACGUGAAAGCGCACGUGACGACAGACAUUACAUAAACAUUAAAUAAUUCAACUCGGUAGUAAUUUACUAUAAGUUUAUUAGAAACAAAGACGCGGCAAGAGGUUAUCAACAUCCUCAAGUUUUAUCAUAACACCAUUUUAUCUCCACGAAUGAGCGAUAUCUCAGUUUAAGAACAAAAAUCUUCACCCAUUGAUAUCACUAUAACUAAUUUUAUGACCAACAUCAGUCCUCUAAAAUAAGUGUAAAUGUGUUAAAAUUGUGAUAAAAAGUGACGUGAAAAUGGCAAUGGGCCGUAGAAAUUUAAGUAUGAUGCGGCUUGGACGAUGUGUGGCGUUCCUGGCGGCGGCUGCUUGCUUGCUGCCCUUCACGAUACUGCUGAUGGUGGCUGACCAACAGUACAACCUCACCUACAACUCGAAACGAGUGUUUUAUCAAGAGAGCGACUUCUAUAAAAUAAACGGGACAUAUUAUGCGCCCGCGUAUACAAUAACAACACCUACUUUGUUACGGAAUCAGUUUGUUUACGACAACGGUACUCACGAAGAAGGACUUCUCACGAGGGAGAAGUUCAUGGAAGUUAACGCGAGAAUGGAAGCGAGGCGAGAAUUUCUGAAGAGCGAGUGUUCAAGACUGGGCCUAGACAGUAGUAGUCACAAGGCUAAUGCCUGGGAAUAUCUGAUAAAUAGACAGUAUCACGUCAUAUGGUGUAACGUGUUCAAGGCAGCGUCGACAUCGUGGAUGUAUAACUUUAAUCUAAUGGCAAAUUAUUCAGCAACUUUCUUGGCUAUCACAAAAGAAGUGCCUCUGGUCCUCGCAAGAAAGAAGUACGCGAGACCAACAGUAGAAAUGAUAAAGAAAGCUCAAGCAGAUUCGAUAACAUUCCUCAUUGUCAGGCAUCCUUUGGAAAGGCUAGCGUCGGCCUAUAACGAUAAAAUUGUUCAUGCGUGGCCAAAAUCUUUCCAUGACAAGAUGGGGCGGUUGAUUAUCAAGAAAUAUAGAAAGACGUUAAAAAAACCUGCGCCUACGGAAAAGUAUCCGGUGUUUGAAGAGUUUGUAUCAUACAUUCUAGAUGAAGUGAGAGCGAAACGGUCGCUCGAUAUGCACUGGACGCCUUAUACACACUUCUGUACGCCUUGUAGAAUUAAUUUCGACGUAAUUUUAAAGUUCGAAACAUUAGAAGAUGACCAAAAGUAUCUGAUACAAUUGGCCCAUCUGCAAGACAUUAUAAAACCGGAGUGGCGCAACAGCGGCAAAGGCACAAACACGCUCAACAAUAUCAACCAUCUUUACUCAAGGUUAAAGAAAUCGCAGCUAGAAGGUCUUUACAGACUGUACAGAAACGACUUUCAACUAUUCAACUACACCAUAGACAGCUAUUACGAAAUAGUACAAGACGAUUCGAGCAACCAUGGAUGAACUUUCCAACAGCGGGAAUGCUUCGUGAUAAUAAAUUAUUACGCGUGUAGGCAGGGUAGGCAUAUAAGCAUCGAAGGUUGAUGAAAUAAUUCAUCAAUAGCGAGAAAAACUGGACGUUCAAUGAUUGAUGUACAUUUUAUUGAUCCGGUGGCGAAUGAGUGCGUCCUUUACGUCAAUUUACAAAUUUGUUAUCGCUGCAAAGAUAUAUUUUGUGAUACAUCUUGAAACUUUGGGUUUUUCGAGUGCUAGAUAAAUUGUGUCAAGUACAAUAUCGUGGAAACGGUCACCUAUUUUUUGUUAGUUUCUUCGUUCUCUAUAAAUAAUUCAUUUAAUUGGUAAAUAAGAGCCGAUUGGUAUUUAUAAUUUAAGCUGGAGAAUCAUCCCUGCUUUUCUAACGCGACCAAUUGAAAUUCUUAAAGACAAUAAAGUAUCAAACAGACCUACCCACGAUAAUGGUCGAGCAUAAUAUUAAAAAAUUAGCAGAUCUAUUUACGUUGGUUUGCAAUAAAUUGUGCCAGUUCUUUUGUUUUAACUUGAAUAGACUUAGGUAGUAAACUUAUAUUUAUAAACUUUAAAAAAAAUCCCAUUUAAUAUACGUCGCAAAGUACGUAUAGUUGAUAAGACUUGUUACAAAUUUUGUAAAAUUCUUGAACAACGAUAAUACGCAUUGUUGAAAUAAAUGAGUUUAUAUAGAAUCCUAUGAAUAGUUCAAUAUAAUUCAUUACACGAGUAUAUGUACCUAAAUUUAGGUUUAUAAUGCAAGACAAAUUCCUUAGUGCUUCCAUAAUAUAUAGAAUUGUGGAUAUGAAUCAUGUGUAUUCAUUAUAUGCGGAAUAAAUAUACUCUAAAGAACAAAUAUAAAUUAAUUCAAAAUUUUGAAUAUUAUUAAGAAAUCAACUAAUUAUAUGAAAUCGAUUAACAAGCGUUAAAAGACAAUUUUAUAGACUUAAGAAUCAUUCGUCACGUCAAUGUUAAUUUGAAAAUGAAUUACAGGAUUUCUCUAUGCUUUGUAAAAAUCACUUGCAACAAUUGUUGUUGUAAAAUGAACCUUAUAUACAAGAGGAUAUAUCAUCUUGUACUUUCUGAAAAUGCAUGCAUUCGAACUGUCAUAUUCUGCUAUUUAGCCCAGUAUUUUGCGUUAUUAUAGAGAAAGCUACUGAAUUAUUAUUAUAACUAUGAUCGAUUAUAGAAUAUCGUUUAUUCUUUCUCCAUUCAAUUAUAAUUACUGCAUUAAAUGUUGUAAAAUAAUUGUUACAGUUAUUGUUUUCAUGUAGAAUAUCUUUAUUGUAAUAGAGCGUUUAGCUACAAUUAACGUUCCCUAGUUACCAUAAUUUUGGAUUUUACUUGUAAAUAUUGUAUUCGGUCAAGGUUGAUAUAGUUGUUUGAUUUGUUGUUAUUUGUUUACAAUAUUUAUUUAAUAGAGUAAAUAGAUGAGUUAAUAUAAUCUAUUGUGAAUUUUAUGUGGUUAAGAUAUUUAUGUUGUAGUUUAUAAUUAUGAAAUCAUUCCUAUCAAAAUUGUGCUGCGCGCUCAAAUAUGGCCAUAUUAACAAAAUGAUUUGUCGAAUAUGUAAUGUAGAUGUUUGAUUGUCUUUGGCCGCACUAGAUUAAUAGAUAGCGAGCUAAAUUUCGUCCGAAUUUGUUUAACAAUAAUAAAUAUUUUUUACUGUUUCUUUUCUGCAGCCAUUAGCAACAAUCUUCACUAUACUUUAUAACCGCUUUAUUCUACUGCAGUAUGUAUUCUUUAUAUUUAAGUAUUGUCAUCACUGUAUUCCAUGGUCAUUGGCGCCGGUAGGGGGUUGCAAGUAGGUGCACGUGCACCACCCUGCCUAGAUAUAAAUCACAAAACAAAAUGUCACUGAAUAAAUCUGCUACAAUGUGAACUAUCGACCACGGAAGUUUUUUUAAGAUAAACUAUUUUCAAAAACUCGUGCGAUUUGAAUUUGUAAAAAAAAAUAAACUGAAUGAUAUCAUGUUAUAAAGUGCGUAGGUGCAGAUGCACCUCCCUAAAACUAAUUUUGUCGGCGCCCAGGUCCACAGUGAUAAUUCCUUAUUUAUUCAAACUCGUAUACCAACAGUUUCUGUGACAGAAACCUGUCUCUCUGUAUUCGUAUAGAUAAAUUAAUGUCACACAUACAUUUUUUACAUGAAUGCUCUAAUCGAUCACCUAAAUAUAUAGUAUCGUGCGCUAAUCAAUCAUCUACUUAAAUAUUUAUUAUCGUACGCUAAUCAACACCUUGUAUAUGGUGGUCGCUAUUUGGGCGGAUAUAAAAUAUAUCCUACCACCAGCACAGUAAUCAGUUUAAGGUAUCAUUCUAAUAUCCGCUUCCUUCAUUCUGACUGGAACUUAGAAUUAUUUCCAAUCUCAACCUAGAUGAUAGCGAUAGGAUGCCUCCUAUCAUCGGACCGAACACACCUGACGAAGUGUGCCCUGGUAACAUCUAUGCCUACCCUCUCGAGAAUAAUGGCGUGAUGUGUGUAUUUUUUAGCCUAGACCUUUCUGCAUAUAAGAAAUAAAGGCAAUUUCUAGACCCAUUUUAUUGAAACUUAGAAAGAUUUAAUUCCAACAGCAUUUGCUAAUGUUACUCGAAUGUUAAUCAUAGUAUUUAAAAUUCCUGAUAUUGAUCGCACAAAUGCUUUUAAUGUAUAAUAAAUCGUCCACGCUGGUUCGCGAACCAAGUACCCGCCUUAUCAAGUGUCUUACUUUGACAUUACAAAUUACGACAGCUGCAAUUAACACUACGCUAACUUGAAAAUGACAACUUUACAGGAGAGACGUGAAAAAUAAGAUAAUUAUUAUAAUACUAGAGUUUUCUUUAUGAGCGUUUUGUGUAAUUGAAGAAUUCUUCAUUUUAUACAAAAAAAAAGACAUUUUGUAAGCUUAUAAAAGAUAAAAAAAUUAUAAUUUUGCAUUUUAACGGAAAUAAGCCAAAAAUCGAUUUAGCGUUGUGUUAAUUGCUGGUAUCGAUUAAAGUAAAUCACCUCAUCUUAGUCCUGCCUUUAAUACUGUAUUUUCCAUGGCAAUUCCAUUUUUCACGUGUUAAUUAUAGAUAUUAGUUUUUUUUUUCAUCGGAUCCUUUGGUACUUUGAUAUGUAAUUUAGAUUCUCUAUGACAUAACGCGCGGAAUUCGUGGGGUUUCGAAGCAAAAUAUUGCAUAUGAAAUUGGUAAUCAUAGGAUUUUAGACCUUAAUGAUUAUGUCUAUAUUAAUUUCUUUGUUGCUUUCAAUAUCAUGAUUCAUUACGUAAUACAUACUAAUAUUUAUUGAUGUUUGUGCGUUACAAAAAUCCGCGUGGAAUCUAAAUUGUCAUAGACAAUAGAACACGGUAAUAGAUACGCAUUACAAUUACAAAAUAAAACACCAAUUUGUUAUCAAUCGGAUAUAAAGACUUAGAUGUAAAUUAAAUAUAGAUAAGGUUUACUAGUCGUAGUACUAAAAUCUGAGCUUAGAAUAUGAUUGUUUCGCAUUUACGUAAGCUUUCGUAACGUAUGAAAAUUUCCAAAAUUCCUAAAGUAUUUAAUAAAUUGUUGAUACUGCGGUAGGUUAAAUUUGGGGAAAAUGUCAUGGGAAUUGUGUUCAGAAUAUGGCAACAUUGUAAAAGACGUUAUAUAAAUGUCGAAUGCUGACUGCUGACCAAAUGCUGCUGAUAAGUUCAGCAAAUUCUUGUCAAUAACCUUUAGCUUUACCGAAUAACAUUAUUUUUGUUGGACAAAGUAGCCCAAAAAGGAAAUAUGUGUUAAAUGUAUCGAAAAGUUCGCGCCGGUUACCAUUAAAGAUUUGAUAAAACUUUAUCGAAACAGCUUCAAUUAAGAAUUGAUUUAAAAUAGUGGCUUGUAUUCAUGUUACUAAUGCAAGCGAGGUUAGUAAAAACUAGAAUAAGAACUAAAUGAGUUCAACAACUUCGUUGAAUAAAUUAUUGGACAAAUACAUUUACAAUAUGUCAGAAACUGGCUUGAAUGUUUACAGUUGGCAACAUUACUUUUACUAUCUUGCCAAAUACGUAGGAAUCCAAGUAAGAAUAUUCUUAACGAAGGCGGAUUUAGGUGGAGGCGAACCGGGCAAUGGCCCAGAGCCUCGCGGGGUGACUUGGAGGACCAUUUUUUACGAUCUUACCGACGAAACUGUUAAAAUCGGUACUUUUUUAUGCUUUCGACUAGGGCCUCAUGUCAUUUAGAGCCACCAUUAACUCUUUAAAUAUACAUUAAAUAAAGAUGUUUCAGCAGUAACUAUUUACAUCAAUUCUUCAUUGACGCUGGCAACUCCAAUGCCUGAAGAACACAAGUCCUAAGCCCGAACCUAGUGAGUUGUAUUAGAUUACGGAACGAUUUAUUAGACCAAAAAGAUAUGGCCUAUGAACGUAACUGUAAUGGUGCUAUAGUCAUUUAGAUAUUGAUCUCAUAUCAGUGUGGGAUGUGAGUGUCACGCAGACUUGUUGCUAUUGAGUUAUUGAAUAUCAACGGUAAAUGAGUCGGUUGUGUAACGUUGACAUGAUAUAAAAAUUAUUCUUAGUACUUAUAGAGAAAUAAAUUAAUUAUUUAAUAUUA
This is a messenger RNA of Manduca sexta (tobacco hornworm), 6301 nucleotides long. RefSeq names its product carbohydrate sulfotransferase 11. The transcript has 8 exons. Gene Ontology annotation, biological process: carbohydrate biosynthetic process. The record is from RefSeq and is a predicted model, not a curated record. Gene Ontology annotation, cellular component: membrane. Lineage: Eukaryota; Metazoa; Arthropoda; Insecta; Lepidoptera; Sphingidae. Gene Ontology annotation, molecular function: sulfotransferase activity. The coding region runs from base 624 to 1760 and encodes 378 amino acids.